CCUUGCUCUGACUUUCUCACCUCUGGGAAACGCAAGGAGCUGGAGGAGCUCACCAGCACCAGCGUGGAGCACCUCAUCAUCAACCCCAACGCCGCCUUCGAGAAGUUCAAGGACAAGCGCCUGGGCACCGAGGGAGUGGAUUUCUCUGACCGCAUCAGCAAGAUGAGGACGACAGGCUACGAGGCUGGGGAGUACGAAAUGCUCGGUGAGGGCGUUGGUGCCAAAGAGACCCCUCAGCAGCGGUACCAGCGGCUGCAGCACGAGGUGCAGGAGCUGGUCCGGGAGGUGGAGCAGAUCCAGAGCGCGGUGAAGGAGUCGGCGGCCGAGGAGGAGCUGACGCCCAUGGCCUUGGCCAGGCAGGUGGAGGGCCUGAAGCAGCAGCUGGUCUCCAGCCACCUGGAGAAGCUGCUGGGCCCUGCCGCAGCCAUCGACUUCGCAGACCCCGAAGGCGCCCUGGCCAAGCGCCUGUUGCAGCAGCUGGAGGUGGCAAAGUGCAAGAAGGCAGCGGCAGGGAAGGGCCCCGCCAAGGCGCCAGCCCCCGCCGGGGACACGCUCACCUUUGAGCUGUACUGGAGGCCGGAGCAGGACCAGUUCUCCCAGGCUGCCAAGAUUGCGGAGCUGGAGAAGCGGCUGGCACAGCUGGAGGCGAUGGUGCGGUAUGAGCCUGACAGCCAGAACCCGCUGUUGGUCGGGCUGAAGGGGACCAGCCUUGUGGAGACCGUGCAGAUCCUCCAGGCCAAAGUGAACAUCCUGGACGUGGCUGUGCUGGACCAAGUGGAGGCCCGGCUGCAGAGCGUCCUGGCCAAGGUGAACGAAAUCGCCAAGCACAAGGCCGUUGUGCAAGAUGCUGACACCCAGAGCAAGAUCCACCAGGUCUAUGAGAUGAUGCAGCGCUGGGACCCCGUGGCCAGCAGCCUGCCCGAUGUAGUGCAGCGACUGCUGACCCUCAGGGACCUGCACGAGCAAGCCACACAGUUUGGGCAGGUCCUUGUGCACCUGGACACCACGCAGCAGGAGAUAGCUGGUGCUCUGAAGGACAACACCGUGCUGCUAGCAGAGGUGAGCC
Molecule: messenger RNA, 1066 nt
Organism: Oxyura jamaicensis (ruddy duck)
Lineage: Eukaryota; Metazoa; Chordata; Aves; Anseriformes; Anatidae
Product: dynactin subunit 2-like
Exons: 12
Biological process (GO): mitotic spindle organization
Cellular component (GO): dynactin complex; centrosome; cytoplasm
Source: RefSeq, a predicted model, not a curated record